AUGGACACGCGAAUAUUAGAGUUGAACACGCAUGGCCCUGACAAUCUGUUCAGAUAUACCUCCGGACGGUGGUUGAUCGAUGAGAAGCGUCAGCUCGAACAGCGCUUUGUGAAAUUUAGCAUCGACGAGCUUUGCUCCCGUGCCGCUGCUGUCUUUGGACCCAAAACGAAAUGUGUGCGAGUUGUCAAGGUCGAGGGAAAUUCCAACAAGGCCUUCCUCCUCACGAUGGACGAUGGGAACGAAGUUAUAGCGAAGAUCCCUUGUCCAAACGCUGGAGCUCCAUUAUUGACAACAUCCUCCGAGGUAGCGACGUUGAAGUUUUUGCGAUCCCAUAUAUCCAUUCGAGUACCAGAAGUAUAUGCUUGGAGCUCAGACUCGUCAAACCCAGUGGGAGCGGAAUAUAUCAUUAUGGAAAAGAUCCGUGGAGUUGCUCUUGCAGAGAAAUGGGAGUCAAUGAACUCCUUGCAACGCUACAAGAUAAUUGACAGAAUUGUGGAAAUGGAGACAGAAUUUAGGAGCUUGAGAUUACCGGCAUACGGCAGUCUUUUCCUGCGAGAUUCGCUACCAUCCGAAUACCAUUAUUAUCCACUUCCCUCGGAUUUGGACCCGGAUGGAUUGUUCUGCAUUGGCCCAUCGAGCAGUCGACCGUUGUGUCAUAAUAAACCCACCGAAGUAUCCAAAUUAAGUAUUGGACCAUGGGAUACGAUUUCGGACUAUGCGCUAUCCAUACCACACAAAGAACUAGCCCUAAUUGCAGCGGAUAGAGGCAAAGUCCAAGCUCGUCUUAACCGCUUCGAUGAUCACCAAUCUGUCAACGAGUAUUCUGACCUUUUACAAAUGGCGAUGCAGGUUCUUCCCUACCUGUCGAAGGAUCCACAGGUACUCAAAUGGUCCGAUUCGGUCAUUUGGCAUAAUGACCUUCAUUUCGGGAAUAUUUAUGUCUCCCCUGACGAUCCAACCAUGGUUGAAGGCGUGAUUGAUUGGCAGUCAAUUGAAGCGUGCCCGCUAUUUGUACAGGUGCAGUUUCCCGAGUUCCUUCGGCCGCCAAAAAGCUACCGUCCAGGAACGGAGAUCCCCGAAUUACCAAAAAAUUUCGACGACUUAGAUCCCGAUGAAAAAAAGAGAGCUGAGGAAGAGCAAGCUCUAGCGACUCAAUCGAAGUACUAUGAGAUGUAUUGUCUUGGGUAUAACACACCUGUCUAUAACGCAAUGAAGCUGGAUCGACGACUAUGGGAACCUUUUGUUUGUUGCGAGCUUCCCUCAACAGGCUUCUUGGUUCCACUACGGAACUCUCUCAUACAGGUUUUCCGUGACUGGAAUCUCCUUGGAUUGCCAGGCAGCUGUCCGUUUGAGUUCACUGAAGACGACUUGAAAAGGCACAACGAACAAGUCCAACGAUACGAGGACAACCGGUAUCUGAUGGAUAUUAUCAAAGGCCAACUGCGUACCGACGACAACGGCUGGGUCCCAAUCGAGAGGUGGGAGGCAGCAAACAAGAUGAACGAAUAUCUUUUCGAUACGUACAUGAAGACCGUGAGCGAGGAGAUGUCACCGGAGAAAGCGGAGAGGGCUUGGCCCUUUCCUACUAAAGCUGUCUGA
Messenger RNA from Microsporum canis CBS 113480, 1599 nucleotides. Its product is annotated as phosphotransferase family protein. Gene Ontology annotation, cellular component: mitochondrion. The transcript is spliced from 4 exons. The coding region runs from base 1 to 1599 and encodes 532 amino acids. The record is from RefSeq and is a predicted model, not a curated record. NCBI's taxonomy places the organism in Eukaryota, Fungi, Ascomycota, Eurotiomycetes, Onygenales, Arthrodermataceae.